Messenger RNA from Drosophila persimilis, 4089 nucleotides. RefSeq lists its product as uncharacterized. The record is from RefSeq and is a predicted model, not a curated record. The transcript is spliced from 7 exons. Lineage: Eukaryota; Metazoa; Arthropoda; Insecta; Diptera; Drosophilidae. Gene Ontology annotation, biological process: proteolysis. Gene Ontology annotation, molecular function: metallocarboxypeptidase activity; zinc ion binding. The coding region runs from base 1 to 4089 and encodes 1362 amino acids.
AUGGCAUCAAGUGGCCGUUAUGGUGGUCACAUGGUGGUCAAGCUGCUCUUGGCCAACCUCUGGGUCUGUCUCUCGGUCUGGGACUGGGGCCUCUGUCAGGCCUAUGAUUUUGGCUACCAUCCCAGCGCCGAGGAGUUCGAUAGUCUGUGGCAUCGCGAGCUGCUCGCCAACGAUCGCCGGCGCAUGGAGCAGCGCUUUGUCCCGCGGUAUCAGCAUGCAGAGACCUCGAUCCGCUUCGAGCCACCAGAGCUGGAUUUCCAGUUGUUUAGCCAGGAGGAGGAUGCGGAUCAGCAGCAGCCAUAUGUGUUCGAGUCCGUGGAAGAGGCACCCACCAAUACGCAACCCGCGCCCGAUCUGAUGCAUGUGCAGAGUCAGCUGCUGGAGAUUAAGGAUCCCACGCCUCAGCGGCCAUUCGUCAAUCACCAUCGUCCAGCGAAUGGCUCCUCCGCCCAAGCCAGUUUCCCCAUCUUCUUUACCAACCCUGCCACAGGCAUUGUCUAUGCCAUCAGCCAAGUGGGAGAGGGUGCCCAAGGUGUCCAGGGAUCUCAACCCCGCAAUGACAGCGGCGGCGCCAUAGCCAUCUAUGUGACCAAGGCACAGUAUGAUGCGGAUAUCCAGGCAUUGCGGCAACACUACGAGGAGCAGUGCCAGCAGCAGCAGCAGCAGCAGCAGCAAACCAUUCCCCCGGGCACCGUGCUCUCCACGCCGAACCUGAAGCCGAGCCCCCAACAAGGAGGAGUGACUGCUCGGCCACAGAUCAUACGGCUGCAGAAGCCCAAAAAGAGGCCGGGUGGUGUCACCAACAAGCUGCCGAAGCCACAGCAUCGACCGCCACCGGUGAUGGUGACCAGUGGACCCAUAACCACCAUCAACGAUCAGGUGUUUAAGAUUCACCACAAGAGUAGCAGCACCACCACCACACGGAGACCCAAGACAUCCACAACCAGGCGAAAGAAGCGCAAGAAGAAGAAGCCGAGUCCCGUGAAGGCAAUUAAACGCCGGCCUGGACACAAGCGGAGAAGUAACAGCACCACUGAGCGACCCGCAGGUCCACCACCCAUUAUCCUGGGCACGCGACCGAGCAGCAGCAGCAGCACAACAACCACGACGACAACGAGACCGCCGCCUGGAUCCACACAGCUGGAGAAGCCCCAUAUGCCGCAGGCCACCACAUCGACGGGGAAUAUUUUCAGUCAGCAUGCAUAUGUGAUUAACCAGGGAUAUCAUCCCCAGCAUCCUCAUUCCCAUGCAGCAGUCCAACGGGCAGCCACCAGAUCAUCAUCCACAGUCGUGAGAGGAGGAUCAUCCGGUGCUCGAAGAAGGGGUGGUGGAUCUGGAAGCCCAAGGCCAAGGGGACCCAAGGGCAGCAGUAAAAGCAAAUCCAAGCCAAAGCCGCGAACAACCCCAGAAGUUGGCGGUGAUCGUGCGGCAGGCGGCGCUGGUGUGGCCACUGGAGUGCUGCACCUGCCACACGCUGUCCACCUGCUGCACAGGAAUCACAGUACAGACUCGAAGGAGAAUCAUCAUCCUCAGCCAGAUCAGAUCAAAAUCCAACCAAAGAAAAAGAAAAAAUCCAAGGCAAAGGCAAAGGAAAAGGAGAGGAGACGCGGUCGUCCCGAGGGCUCGAACUUUGAUAUAUUCGAGCUAAUUUCUGGCGGGGAUUACGAUGACGAUACCGAAGAGGAUGAUGCGUACUAUUACGAAGAUGAGAAUGAGAAUGGAGAUGGUGACGAAAAGGAGCCUCAGGCGGGACAAGCUACCAGCAGUAGCAGCCCCGAGGACCCCAAGGAGGACAGCAGCUCGGCGGAGGAGGGAGCCGACUUUGGGGCCAUGGAGGAGUCGGAGACGACGACCCUCUCACCAACGAGCACUGAGCUGCUGGAGGGGGACCAGUUUUCCAGCACAAAGAACAGCAUGGCCAAGAAGCGUAUACGCAUCCGUAGACGACCGCCCGCUUCCUCCUCCGAGGAGGAGGACGACAACGAUGAUGAUUCGGGUGGCAUCGGUGGCUUCUUUCGCAUGAUCUUCUACCCCGUUCAGGUGGCCAUGUCCCGUCUGAUGGACUUGGGCUUUGGCGGUCCAUCAUCGUUCAACGAUGAGGACGAGGAGGAGGUCCACAAGGUGAACCCCACAAAGCCCCCCAAGUAUCCCAGCUACACGCUCUACCAUAGCGCCCACAGCAACGAGGCCUAUGCCCAGCCCGAGGACGACGAGGAUGAGGGCGACGAUGACGACGAUUAUGAUGGCAGCAGCACCCUGGGCAGUUGGUUCAGCUCCUGGUUCGGACCAGGACGACGCACCAAGAAGAUUGGUAGCACCACCACAGUGGUGCCACUGCCGGCGCCCACCCAAGAGCCAGCCGGUUGGCUGGACUCAUGGUUUGGCUUUGGCAAGACGACAACAACAACGCCCACGGAUUCCGACGAAGAUGACUAUGACAAAUGGUUUUCCAGCUGGUUCGAUGCGAAGCCCAAAAGGAAAGUGCGUCGCCGCAGCACAACCUCAACGACCACCACAUCGACGACAACCAGCCAACCGUCUGCUGCCGCUCAGGUGCCCAUACUGACAAUUGUGGAUCCGUUGAGGAAUCCCCAGAACUGGAUUGGGAUACUCGCCCAUCACAUUGUCAACUCCACGGGCAACGCGAUGACGACCAGGAUGACGACCAAAGGGACCACCACCGUCAAGCCGGAUAUACCGCGCAGGAUAAGCUAUGACAAGUAUCAGAUCUGGCGACUCAAGCCGCAGGAUGAGGCACAGGUGCGAGCACUGGAGGAGUUCAAGAAGGGCGAGGACGGUGUCAAGAUGCACUGGCUCAAGGGCCCCAGUCUCAGAGGUCUCACCGAUGUCCUAGUGCCGCCCAAGAUGCUGGUCGAUUUCCAGGGAACUCUCAACUACGAGAGCAUUGCCCAUGAAGUUCUCAUCUUCGAUGUGGGCAUGGCCAUUGCCUACGAGCAGUCGAAGGAGGACUAUCUGCACACCACACCCGUCUCACUGCAGCGUCCGUCCAGGCCCAAGCCCAAGCCCACGGGCGUCGCAAAGCCUGGAAUGACCUGGAAUCGCUAUCACACUCACGACGAGAUUGUGCAGUACCUUGAAACGAUGCGUAUGAGGCAUCCACAGCUCGUCGAGCUCAUCCACAUUGGACGCUCCUACGAGGGCCGUCCCCUGAUCGUUGUCAAGAUCGAGUCCAAGCAAUCUGCUUCAGCAGCCAAUGCCUCGGCCUCGGGCUACAAGAGACCCAAGCGUAAGAGGAAAUCUGGUCAGGCGAAUGCCGUCUUUGUGGAGGCUGGAGCCCAUGGUCUGGCAUGGAUUGGACCCGCGACGGCCACCUGGAUGAUCUCUGAGCUGCUGCGACUGAUGAAAACCAACAAGAGCAACGAAGAACUAGAGCUCAUACGGAACACCACCUGGUACAUAAUGCCCGUCCUGAAUCCCGAUGGAUAUGCGUACAGUCACGAGUACGAUCGGUUCUGGAAGAAAUCACGCUCCCAGCAUAUGGCCCGAGCGCCGGGCGGACUCCUCGACUCGGCCAUGACAUGGCUGCAACAGAAACGCGAUCCGGACAAGGUAUGCCACGGCGUCGAUCUUGACCGGAACUGGCUGUACCACUGGGGCAAGCGGGGCAGCUCCAAGGCGCCGUGCAAUGAGUUCUAUGCGGGGCCCGCCCCCUUCUCGGAACCAGAGACGAAGGCCGUCUCCGACUUUCUCAUGGAUCAACGCACACAGAUAAAGCUCUACAUCUCCCUGCAGGCGUAUGGCCAAGUGGUUUCCUAUCCAGUUAAGGCCAAUUCCACAUUCAAUUCGGAGCUCUUGGAUGACUUCCUGGACGUGGCCAUGGUGGGCACCGAUGGCCUGCGAAAGAAGGGCAGCAAGUCGCGCUACAAAGUGGAUGCCUCCAACGAUCUGAUUGAGCAGCGCUCUGGUUGCGCCGACGCCUUUGCCGCCUACGAGAUCGGCAUACCCUUCAGCUAUACGAUCCAGCUGGCGGAUAAUGGGGUCCAUGGCUACCUGCUGCCCAGCAGCGCCAUUGAGCCGACAGCUCGGGAUGCCUUUGAGAUCGUCAGCGGGAUGCUGGACUAUAUUUAA